Molecule: messenger RNA, 3692 nt
Organism: Echinops telfairi (small Madagascar hedgehog)
Lineage: Eukaryota; Metazoa; Chordata; Mammalia; Afrosoricida; Tenrecidae
Gene: TRUB1
Product: TruB pseudouridine synthase family member 1
Exons: 9
Coding region: 19-1089 (356 amino acids)
Biological process (GO): mRNA pseudouridine synthesis; tRNA modification
Cellular component (GO): mitochondrion
Molecular function (GO): pseudouridine synthase activity; RNA binding
Source: RefSeq, a predicted model, not a curated record
GGACUAGGCCAAGAAAGUAUGGCGGCUACCGAGGCUGCGAUGGCGUCGUCGUCUUUGUCUUUGGAAAAAGACCCAGCUCCAGUCCUUGAAAGUUCAGGCACGGCUGCAGCAACAGCUGCCACCAAGCCUGCGACGGUGGCUGCAGCCGCGACGGCUGCGGCAGCGCCUGCGACUGAAGCCGCUGCGGGAUCGGACGCCGGUGACGCCAAGUCUGAUAUGGCUAAUAAGCUGCUGUCCCUGAAUGGCGUGUUCGCCGUGCACAAGCCCAAAGGGCCCACUUCAGCCGAGCUGCUGAAUCGGCUAAAGGAAAAGCUGCUGGCAGAAGCUGGAAUGCCGCUUCCAAAAUGCAACAAGAGGAAAAAGCAGACAUUCAAAAUUGGACACGGAGGAACCCUAGACAGUGCAGCCAAAGGAGUUUUGGUGGUUGGAGUUGGAAGGGGCACAAAAAUGUUGACCAAUAUGCUAUCAGGGACCAAGAGGUAUAUAGCCAUCGGAGAACUUGGGAAGGCCACUGAUACUCUGGACUCUACCGGGAAAGUCACAGAAGAAAAGCCUUAUGAUAAAAUAACCCAAGAAGAUAUUGAAGGCAUUCUUGAGAAAUUUACUGGGAAUAUAAUGCAAGUACCCCCUCUGUAUUCUGCCCUCAAGAAAGAUGGACAGAGACUGUCAACUCUGAUGAAGAGAGGGGAAGCAGUGGAAGCCAAACCUGCCAGACCAGUCACUGUCUACAGCAUCUCCCUCCAGAGGUUCCAGCCGCCGCUUUUCACACUCGAUGUUGAAUGUGGCGGAGGUUUUUAUAUCAGAAGCUUGGUCAGUGACAUUGGCAAAGAACUCUCCUCCUGUGCCAACGUGCUCGAGCUGACCCGAACCAAACAGGGACCGUUCACGCUGGAUGACCACGCGCUUCCCGAGGAGAAGUGGACCAUCGACGACAUUGCACGGGCUCUGGAGCUCUGUGCAGCUCUUCUCCCUGCAGAAACGGGACUUAAAAAACCCAAACCAGACGAGUCCAAAGAACAGCCUCUGAGCUGUGAAUCUAUAUCAUUAAGUGAGGUUAAGGCAGAAGGUGAUGCAAUUCAGGCAAGUUAAGAUUGGCCUGGCUUCACACCCCCCUUCCCCCUCCCAGCAUGAGGAAAAAUAUCCAUCACUUAUAGUUUCGGUAGGGUACUGUUCAUCUGCUAGACAUUAUAAAUGGCUUUACAGUCGUUCAGUUCUUUGUUGUAAAGUGGAAUGUUCUUUUAGAUGUUUUCAUGUUGUUUCUGAAUUUGACCUCUCUUCAAAAGCCUUUUCCUGUGAAGAAUUGAAUACUGUUGUCUACUCAGACCAAAAAGAAAUCCGGAGCUGAGUGUGACGCUGGUUUCACAAAACUGAAUGUGAUUGAGUGUUCUUUUGGCUUCCUGGUGACUCCAUAUUGUAUUGACUUUUUUUUUUUUUUAACUCCAAUUUGGCUAUCAUUUAACGGUUUGUGUUAGCUUAUUUUUUAUUAAGCACAUUUCUUUGGCAAGACAGCACUCAUCUAGUCAGUCAUAAGUGUGUUUGUUUAAAUCUUGAAAACAAAUUUUUAUAAUAAAUAUUUGUAAGUGAACCAAAUGAUUACUGCUACCACUAGCAGGAAGUAAGCCAGAGAGUAAAUGCUUGAUUAAAGCCCGCUCCUUUCUACCAGGGGGCAGAGGGCAGCUCCAGGGCUUAUAUUUUGGCAGCUAUGAGAACGUCUUCUGGGAACUUCAACACUUUUUACCGAGUUACUAACUAGCAUAAUAUUUUAAAUUCAAGGCACGAGUCUUCAGUUAGAAAUUGGUUUCUCUAGUCUUUCACAUUUCUCUCCAUCUCUUUAUGGGCUCUUUUGAGGGGGUAUUUAUAGACUGAGAUCACUGCCCUGCCUGCAUUUCCGGGCACUCUUUCCUCUCACUACGGAGUAGCAGUUGUUCUCCAGUGUUUCCCUGCAGAUGACCAUCGGUGUUCCCUGGCUCUCUGGGCCCUAAUUCUGAAAGCGUACUUGGAUAACAUCAUGGUAAGUUCCAUAUAUAAUUAACUCUCACAGUUUUGUCAGAGGAAAGUACGAUACAGUUAGCCUGUGGGAAGUUCAGAUCCCUCCUUAUUCAGAUACACUUCCAAAUGGAAAAGUCAUUAAACCUCUUGAAAGAGGAGCUUUGUAUUUUUAUGGAUUGACUUUCUUUUAAAGGUGGAUGCCUACUGGCCACAUCUAACUCAAAAAAAUCUUAACUAUGUAGACAAAGGGUUUAGUUUGUGCCUGAGUUUAUAUUAUUAUGAACUCAUAUAGGAAAAAGCUAUAUGCGUCAUAAGAACAUUUUUAGCAUAUUAGCAACAUGUUAAGUGAAAACCUUAGAACUCAUUCUGACAGAAUUAUAAGGAGUUUGAUUUUGUGAUACAGCAACCUACAAUACCAAACGCAAGGCCGUUUAGUUGGAAGUUUGCAGUUUUAUUCAGAUGUCAGUACUGUGGUUUAUGUCCACGAGAGAUGCCCAUGGAGGCAUUCUCCCUUCUGAGAAUGGCAUGGGUUACAUUUCAUAUUGCUGGCUAAGGCCACAUAGAGGAGCAUUGGGACUUUAGAAAAUCGCUGUGGUAUUUCUGUUGUCUUUCUCAACUUAAAACCCAACAGGUGUAAUACAUUGAAGGAGAAGAGUAGAUGUUUCUUGAAAAGACAAGUGUCUUUCUUUAUAAAAUGGUAACCAUUUUUUUUUUAAUCGAAAGUGUUGGGGACAUUUUUGCCAAAAGACAAAAUGAGCCAUAAUCUUCACUUUUCCAAUGUGAUGCAUUCGGAAUUUUAAUUUUGUACUAUGCCCUUUUUUAUCCACAUGGUUUCACUCUUAUGGCACCUGCAAUUUUUGACUAAUUUUUUUUUUCAUUUGGUUAAUCCAACUAUUUAUACUUUUGAGAAUGAUGAUUUGAAUCAUAUCCUCACAACAUUUACAGUCGAAGCCAUUUCCCUGUUGCCGAAUACAUAAGCAAGUGGCUUCAGUUUUUUUGGAAUAAAUUCAAGGGGGUGGGAUUUUUAAGUGAACAAUUUGGAGGUUCUGUUCUGUUUGCCUUAUUUUUCCAAGAAUUGUACUACUUUAGUGUCACUAUAUGAAUUGUACCAGUUUCACUGCAAGUUUGUUUAGGUGGGGGUUUUAAAUACUCUUGGCUAAUUUAGCAACUUCUAACCUGCUUUUCUUUGACUUCUAGAAAGCAUAUGCAUCUUUCCUUAUUUUAAUUCACAAUUAGUGUUUGCUUUUGUGUGACUUGUCUGUGUGUACUUUUGCUCAUUUAUAUUAACAAUUGUCUUAGUUUCUUUAUACAUUUGAAUGAGCUCUUUAUUCAGUAAAUACUUGAUAGUAUUUUUCAUAGCCAGUUGUCUGGGGUUUUUUUUGUUUUAUUUUCAUUUUGUUAACAAAAUUUGCUAAUUUUUAUAAUUCUCCUCUUUAUAGUUGUCAGAUUUGAGUUUGAAUAAAGUUUAUUGAAAUGUAAAUAUAUUAUUCUUAAUUCUCAUAAGAUGCUGAAACUGACCAAGAUGCUUUGGAUAGUUGAACAAUCAUCUGUAAAAUAUUUCUUUCUUCCUGAGUCUGGCAUUUAAGUUCCAACUUCUAUCCUUUCCCCAUCCCACUUGGUUUAAUCCAAAUGGAAAAAUAUCUGUGCCUUCUGUUUCUAGGUUUAGAUCUUCAUGACAUAAUAAAGUCUGACUUCUAAAAAUA